Messenger RNA from Drosophila santomea, 1630 nucleotides. RefSeq names its product guanylate kinase. NCBI's taxonomy places the organism in Eukaryota, Metazoa, Arthropoda, Insecta, Diptera, Drosophilidae. Bases 144 to 854 code for a protein of 236 amino acids. Gene Ontology annotation, biological process: purine nucleotide metabolic process. Gene Ontology annotation, cellular component: cytosol. Gene Ontology annotation, molecular function: GMP kinase activity. The transcript has a single exon. The record is from RefSeq and is a predicted model, not a curated record.
CCAUCACUGGCGCACACACACACGCACUAGCACGCCCACUUCUCUUAAUUUAGCCAAAGCCAAAUAGAAAAAGAACAAAACCAGCUUUUUUUGGCAGCUAUUUGUGUUGUUGGUGCCGUUCCGUACGAAUAAAAGGCCACGCGAUGAUAAGCUUUCUGUUCAUUGUAAAUCGCGCGCUCAGCAGCAGCAGCAGCGGCGCCAGCAGCAGUGCGGCAACCUUAACGAGAAGCAAGAAGAAGAUGACCGCCCCCGGGCCACGCCCCCUCGUCCUAUGCGGACCCUCGGGCUCCGGAAAGAGUACGCUGCUGAAGAGGCUAUUUGCGGAAUUCCCCAGCACCUUCGGCUUCAGCAUAUCGCACACCACGCGGAAGCCACGCGCUGGCGAGGAGCACGGAGUGCACUACUACUUUGUGGAACGGCCGGAAAUGGAGGAGGCGAUCGCCGGCGACGAGUUCAUCGAGACGGCGGAGUUUACGGGUAAUCUGUAUGGAACGAGCAAGGCGGCGGUUAGGGAAAUCCAGGCACAGGGACGCGUCUGCAUACUGGACAUCGAGCAGAAGGGUGUGGAGCAGAUACGUCGCACGGAUCUCAAUCCCAUACUGAUAUUCAACAAUCCACCGAGCAUCGAGGAGCUGGAACGACGACUGCGUCAACGUGGCUCCGAAACGGAGGAGUCGCUGAGCAAGCGCCUCAAUGCCGCCCAGGUGGAACUCGAUUAUGGUUUGACGCCGGGCAACUUCCACAAGAUCAUCAACAAUGUGGACAUCGAUGUGGCCUACGAGGAGUUCCGCAACUUUGUCGUCCAGGAACUCAAGGAACAGGAGAAGCAGGGAGUAUCAGUUAGCCUGAAGUAAGGUCAAGCAUUUUGCGUACGCAGAUGCAAUGAUAUUAACCUCAAUUGGGUGGUUUUUGUCUAAUCGUCGACAGAGAAAGUAAACUAUAGAAUAUUUAUCAUUGGAAACUGCAGGUGCUUUUGGAUAAACUUCAAACUUAUAGGAAAACCAGGUACUCUUUAUAAAUAUUAUAAAGAUUAGCAUAUAAGGCAAACGUAAAAACUUACAGAAGAUACAGAAUUGCAAACUUUACAUUUUAAAUAUUAGCGUUCUUGAAUUAAGUAGAAAACAUUAGUCUUCUUGAAUGAAAUAGAAAAUAAUAGUCUUCUUAAAUGAAAUAGAAAAUAAUACUAUUUUCAUAUAUAAGAGCAAUAUCAACAUUUUAGUUUUAUGUAGAAUCGAACUAUUUUUGAAUUCCAGGACAAAGUGGCUUAUAUUAAAUCAAAUGUUUUAAAAAGCUUUUAGAGAAGAGCAAAAUACUUUGUCAGCAGCGGAAUAUUGUUAGUAAACAAAACGCAGCGAACUUGACCUAAAGUUUUCAAUGAAUGUACACCAUAGAUUACUUUCCGUGACCCCGAUUCCUGAGGCGACCACCCAUAGAAAACCAAUGUUGACUAAUGGCAUUUAUACUUAAGAAAUGGCUUGUAUUUAUUAUUCUCCUCCUGUCCACCUCACUGUUGUGCAAAUUCGUUGUUCUAGUUGUAAUUUUAAGCUGAAAGUUGUUGCGCCGCUUCACGGUCGAGAAAACCGGAGAAGGCGAUUAAAAUGGAAUCAAUAAAGCGAACAAUAUGCGGGUA